CUUGACUGAAGUAGGAUGCUGCCUGGCGGCUGUGGUAUCUUUCUGCCAGACAGAUCCCCCUCACUUUGGAAGCGACAAGCUCAGAUGACCUCCUCUUCAGACACAUUGAUUGCCAGGCACGAACUGGGUGAACUUUCUUCGAGUAAUGGCAGACGAACAACCUCGCACGCAGGCUUACGCUUGCACGCAUUGUGAUCAACCAGCAACGAGUUGGUGCUCUGGCUGUCGCGAAGGGGCCACCUUUGUGGAAGGUGCAAACAGCACCCCAUACUGCAGCGCCGAGUGCCAGAAAGCAAACUGGGACUCUCACAAGUCGGCAUGCAAGCGCCUUAAGCUUACCAAGAGCUUGUAUCACGCAGGCGACAUUCUCAACACUCUCUGGCCCCUCCUACGUUCGCAAACCAGGCAAUCGACCGUCGACGAGGUUCACGUUGGAAACAACAAGAUUGAAUUCUGGGAAACGCUUGAGACAACCAGAUGCCGUGACGACCUCAACCCCCUUGAAGGAUUUCCUGGUGACAAGAACGUUUCUCGAGCAAUCCUUGACGUCUUCCAGAUCACGGAUCGUGAAGUCAUCUGCAGCUUAGGUGUUCUCCUUCACAAGCUUCUCGCUGGCGUAUGUUCCCAGAUUCAAACACUCGAACUCAAGAUCAAGAAUCCCAAGCUUGUGGUCCAAUGCCAUCAACGUAAUGUCCCGGAGGGAGCCUACUACGAUCUUGGCCUGGUGGAUGCUCGAGUCUUGACCGAUCUCCGAACUCCCGCGUUCCUCCCGGGAGACGAGGAACCAGCCACGCAUUACAUUUUCCGUGUGCGCCUCAAGGGCAGUGGUGAGGACUUUGCCAUCGACAUAGCCAACGCCAAGUAUGGACACUUCGACACGGUCGUGCCAUGGGACACAUAUCUCGGUCAACGAGUCUCCCGUAUCAUUCGCGGCAAUAUCACUCCCAGCUACAGCGCAUGUUUCGCGCCACCAGAGGCCCAUCUCUGUCGUAUCAUCGCACUGUCCGAAUUCAAUACCUUCCGCAUGAAGCAUCUCAUCGAAUCUUGGCUGGAGAGGAAUCACCUUGGUUAUGGCACGCUCGUGUCGCUCAGCAAGCCACGCUUCGCAGAGAAGCUUGCAAAUCUCGAAGGAUUUGCCGCGACGGGCCUGCGCGAGAGCUACCCGGACGCUACGAGAUGUGCGAACCUCGUCGCGAAGAUUCGUUUUAGCAACGAGCGUGAUGGGCUGGAUGGGCUUGAACGAGAACGUGUGGCACUGAUGACGGAGAAUGGGGUGCUUCAGGCAGCUGAGGAUACUCCAAGAGCCUUCUUGUUCGGAAUUGAGUAA
Molecule: messenger RNA, 1327 nt
Organism: Exophiala xenobiotica
Lineage: Eukaryota; Fungi; Ascomycota; Eurotiomycetes; Chaetothyriales; Herpotrichiellaceae
Exons: 2
Coding region: 146-1327 (393 amino acids)
Source: RefSeq, a predicted model, not a curated record